This is a messenger RNA of Pecten maximus, 1688 nucleotides long. RefSeq names its product serum paraoxonase/arylesterase 1-like. Gene Ontology annotation, molecular function: arylesterase activity. Bases 273 to 1328 code for a protein of 351 amino acids. The transcript is spliced from 10 exons. The record is from RefSeq and is a predicted model, not a curated record. NCBI's taxonomy places the organism in Eukaryota, Metazoa, Mollusca, Bivalvia, Pectinida, Pectinidae.
UCAUGAAUAAGUGAGGAGUAAUGUAUCCACAAAUCCGGAACAAUAAUACCGUUUUUCUUAUUUAUAUUAUACAAGUGAUCUACAUCCCCCAGAUGUUUUAAUUGAACUGUACCUGCUGUCUAUUAUUUCAAGAUUUUGAUUUACGUAGAGUACCUCUCUACUUCCAUGUGGUGUUUUCUUGUGUCUGACCACGGACAUUAAUAUUGGUGGUAUUCUGAAUUCCCUGUUCCUAGCAAGCCUUAUUGCGGUAACAUUGAUUUAUUUGCUAGAUCAUGCUGCGGAGGUUCGUUUUGACAGCGGUGGUGGCGUUAGUAGUACAGCAAGCUGUGCGUUACUGGUUUUUCAUGGACUACCACAAAACGAAGACAAUACUUCAUCACCGCCCCGGCCCCUGUCGACAUCUUGAAGGCGCAGAUGGCGGGUCAGAAGACCUCACAGUCUUAGACAAUGGCAUGGCAUUCAUCUCCUCGGGAUAUUGUUCCUGGGUUCGAGGACGAAUUCUUCUUUACGAUUUUAACAACUCGUCACAAAAAGUCAAGGAGUUGCCAAUUGUCAGUUCCUCUCUGGACCAAUCUGAUUUAUCUUUCCAUGGAUUGUCUGUAUGGCAGGACAGUGCAACAGAGGAGAUAACUCUGAUGGUAAUAAACCAUGCUACCCUUGAAGAUCGCAUCGAAGUGUUCAGGUUCCUGAAGGAGAAUCAGACACUUCUUCACCUGGAAUCAAUCACGAGUCCAAAACUAACGGAUAUGAACGAUUUGGUGAUGACCAGCAACAGGAGUUUCUAUAUCACCAAAUACACGACACUGCGGGAUUACCUACGAUUGGAGCUGCUUCUGAUGCUGAAAUAUGGCGAGAUUUUCUACUACGACGGAAGCGACUUCCGGAGUGUGACUGGAGGACUGCACAUGCCCAAUGGCAUCAAUGUGUCACCUGACCACAGGUUCCUGUAUGUGUCUGAGUACGGAAGGAAACAGUUAAAGUCCUAUCGUAUUGUAGGCACAGAACUGGAGCACGUUGAGGACCUGUUCUUAGAUACACUUGUGGACAAUAUAGAAAUAGAGCCCGAGACUGGAGACCUUUGGGUAGGCUGCCAUCCCAUCCACUAUUAUCUGAUGGAUUAUGCCGAUAUCGGGUCUAAAAGUCCUGCACCUUCACAGAUACUGAGGGUGAAGACUUCAGACGGGAAGUUUACGGAGGCUGUAGAGGUUUACUAUGAUUCCGGAUACGAACUGGAGGCGUCUACCGUGGCUUCUGUGUACAAGGGGAAAAUGAUAGCUGGCACCGUGGUGUCACAGCUGAUAGUGUGUGACCUCGUGUACACAGACUGAUUCGACCGAAAUCAAAUAUUAACAUCUUCAUUAGAUUUACAACUUUCAAUAUACAUACCACUUUCAUAUGUAUAAUAUAAUCUUAAAAUGAUGCCCAUGUGCGUGCGAGACAGGAAUGCGCUCAAUUUUAAUAGACCAGUUACAAAUGUCGUUAGAAUGUGGACCCAUUCAUCAAGGUACUCGUGAUUGACUUAUUCAAGUUUCAAUCAGCAACUUCUAAAAUACGUGACGUAACUAACUUUCUCUUUAUCAUUUAUAUGACUGUUGGUUAACAUGUAUCAAAUAUAAUUGUUGUAUGACUUAUAUAUUAUAUUUAUUGGUUUGUAAAUAACUAAUAUAUUAUUUUCAUUGGUUUAUAUU